ACUGGCAUCAACAAGACCACCAUUUCCACUACGGCACCACCUUCCCCAACUGCAUCAUAUUAGAUAGAGAAGCAAAGCUUAGAGAGAGAAGAAAGUUGAAAGAUUGGUGGGUUUAUUUUUGUAUUCUUGCUCUGUUCCUGCUCUUUGAACAAAUCUGAUUUAUUAUUCUUUGAGUGAUUUGCUUUUGCUGUUAAUGUUAUCUUCUUGGGUUGAUUGGUGUUAGAUUCAAGUAUCAAAAAGUGGGUUGUUAUUAGAUUUGAUAUUGAAUCAAAUCAAUAAAAGAUUUGGCUCUCUAUCUUGCUCUGUUUCUGAACCUGCUUUGUGUACAUGCUACUUUUGUGUUACAAGCUCCUAGUGGGUUUUUGGUGUUCUUCUGUUUGAUUUAUUAGAAGCUGCUUUGAUUCUCUGGCCGACCACGUACUUUCUCGGAAAAUUCUUUUUUGAUUUCUAUAGCUUUUGGGUUUCUCGAGGUUAAAGCAAUGGAGUCAGAUCUUCGGUACCAGCAUCCCCAACUACCCGAUUAUCAGCCCCAAAUCCAUCAGAAACAGAUGAGUUCAGGCUUGACGCGUUAUCAAUCUGCUCCAAGCACAUAUUUUUCUGGUUUCAUAGACGAGAUUCUCAAUAGACCUUCAAGUCCCGAAACAGAGCGAAUCUUCGCGAGGUUCUUGUCCAGCACCGACAAUAACACAGACAACGACACAUCAGAUCAAAAUCAAAAUAAAAGUGUUCAUUCAAUCAAGCGAGAAUCUCCAAAUGAAGCUGUGAAGGAAUUGGAGCAGCAAACACAGUUUAUGGAGUCGAUGAGUAACAAAGCAGUAGCGAUGAUUGAACCACACCAGCACCAACAGAGCAAUUAUUCCCCUACCUCACAGGGUUUCUAUCAGAGUCAAUCAAGACCACCCUUACCGGAUCCGAAUCCGCGUUAUCGGGGCAUGGAUCCGAGGGGAAUAGAUCGGUUUCCACCGAUGGAGGUGGCCAGAGCGGGUAAUUCGAACCUUAUUCGACACAGCAGCUCUCCUGCAGGACUAUUCGCCGAUAUAAACAUCGAAAAUGGCCAAAUGUCAGGCUAUGCUGUAAUGAGAGGCAUGGGAGAUUAUGGAGGAGGUAAUAAUAACAGUAAUAGAGAAGCAUCUUUUUCUUCUGCAAGCAAGCCACCAACUUCUUCUGGGCUGAUGAGUGAAUUGAGGAACAAAAGCAUGAGACCAAAUAGCCCUGACAGUACUGGUGGUUUUGCUGAAAGUCGUAAUAAUACCAAUUAUGUCACUGGUUACCCAGUUGGUUCUUGGGAUGACUCCGCCGUUAGGUCUGAAAACAUUGGCGGUGUGAAAGGUCUUAGAGAUGAAGAUCGGACACUUUCCGGACCAAUUGCAUCUGAGGCUCAGAAUGCUGAUAAUCUGCCUCCUCCUCUGUUAUCUCAUCACUUGAGUUUGCCAAAAUCUUCCAUCGAAAAGUUAUUGCAGCUCCAAGAUUCUGUGCCUUGCAAGAUUCGAGCCAAACGUGGUUGUGCUACUCACCCAAGAAGCAUUGCUGAAAGGGUGAGAAGAACAAAAAUCAGCGAGCGAAUGAGGAAUCUACAAGAUCUUGUGCCUAACAUGGAUAAGCAAACGAACACGGCAGACAUGCUGGAUCUCGCUGUUGACUACAUUAAAGACCUUCAAAGACAAGUCAAUGUGCUUACGGACAAUCGCGCUAAGUGUACUUGUUCGCACAAGCAGCAGCAAUGACACAAGAUCCAUGGUUUUUGCUUAGAUUAUGUAUAGAGUCAUCAAAUAAGGAGUUGCAAAGGUAGAUAUAUAGCAUAGCUGAGUUUCUCUCUUCUACAUUGAUUGUGUCAGAUCGUCUGUGUGUCCAUUGAUGCCAUAAUUAUUAGUAAGUUAGCUGUCUAAUAGUGACUGAUUUCAGUAGUUGUACAUAUGUUCCCGUUGUAGACGUGGUGCUUGGCCUAAAACAAACUUGGUUGGGACUUGCGAGAGGGGGACUGGAUGGUGCAGAUCUUCCUUACAUAUUUUUUUAUUUUUGACCUUUGCUGUCCAUUCAGCGAGUACUAAUGGGGCCUCUCCUUAUUGUUAUAAUUGACAGGUUUGAAAUAGGUAAGCAACAUAAGACAUCUGUGCGAUAAUAAGGUCAAAAGUUUGCUAACUUUGAGAAGGGUUUGCGGCAA
This is a messenger RNA of Tripterygium wilfordii, 2161 nucleotides long. Its product is annotated as transcription factor bHLH122-like. The record is from RefSeq and is a predicted model, not a curated record. Gene Ontology annotation, biological process: regulation of transcription by RNA polymerase II. Gene Ontology annotation, molecular function: protein dimerization activity; DNA-binding transcription factor activity, RNA polymerase II-specific; RNA polymerase II cis-regulatory region sequence-specific DNA binding. The transcript is spliced from 6 exons. The coding region runs from base 480 to 1724 and encodes 414 amino acids. Gene Ontology annotation, cellular component: nucleus. Lineage: Eukaryota; Viridiplantae; Streptophyta; Magnoliopsida; Celastrales; Celastraceae.